GGACAUAUUCAGUAUGCAUAGACAUAGACUCCCGUAGUUAACAAUGAAGUUGUUUCCAUCCUGUUUAGUUCUCGUGAUAUACUCCAAAGAAAUCGGAGGCGGUGUAGACUAUUAAGCUUGGUGCGGGAUGAGAUCCAUGUGGGGAACACUCACGUAACAGUUUCCUUGUGGUUGGAUAACAUCCAACAAACAAGCGGUAUUACGUCCCGAGUAUAAGAACAAGUCGUGCGUUGUGGUCGGUUCUCAGUUUACUUCCUCUCAAUAUACACUUCAGAUUUUGCUAACAUACACGAUACACGAUGCCUGUCUCUAUAGAACAGGCCUUAGCUUGGGAGAUGACGGACUCCCUCCCUAACGAAUACGCAAAGAUAUUCGCAGAAGAACGCACGAAAGACUGGGCGACGCGUCUGGAAGAAUAUUGGGCGAGACAGGCCAAUAAAUCCACAGAAAAGGGGCAGAUACAGCAUGUCCAUGGGGAUACUCUGGAGCAUUUCCGCCUCGCGCGUAGAGACACCCAGCCCGAGUUCCACGGCUUCAUGCAUUUAUCUCCUGAGAUCCGUGCUAUGGUCUAUGAGUACCACCUACUAAAAGGGACAAUAUUCAUGCCGAAUACGACACCUAUGCGCUAUGGAGUAAAUUAUGAUACCAAGCUUACUCGUGAUUCUCGUGGCCGGGUGUACCCGCGGUAUAAGGGCCUUCCGAACAAUUGGGGGCUCAGAUAUGGGCGAAGUAUUGGCUUGAUUUGCGGCGUAAGCCACGCAAUUCAAGCGGAAACGAUGCCAAUAUUUUAUGGGCGCAACCGUUUCGUCUUCCCACCCGGCAAUAUCGACUUCCCCAUGCUCUGCAACCAUGAGAGCCUUCCAUCCUCCAUCUGGGUCCCUAAUCAUAUGCGCGACAUAAGUCACACUUUCGACAUGCGGGACGACACUUGGACUAACUUCCAACGUAGCCAUAAGUUGCGUUUCCAGUUAGGCGGAGAAGAAGACGGAGAAGAUGGUGGAGAGGAGGGCGUAGCUGCGGAAUUCGACUCGGAAACAUAUAUGCGGCGGUUUCACGACUCCGCAAUGAACGAGUUGCUUUCUUCCUGGGACGACCGUGUGACGGAUGUGCAAAAUAUGAAUUUGAAUAGGCUCCAGAUAAGCCUUGAAGAAUGUUAUUGCAGCUUGGGGUGCUGUAGAUUGGUUAACACCGUUUUAGACAGACUGGUGAAUGCCAUUAGCGCAAAGCCGAGAAAUAUUCGACCAAAGGUCAUCGAAGUUUAUGGAUGGAACAACGAAGCAGAAAAGAGUGUAAUCAGAGAGGCGCUAGAGACAUUAUCUACAGAUGAAGCGCCGGUUGAAGUUCGAUUCCUAGGAGAUAUUAAAGAGGGGAGGAUUAUGAAGGGGGUUGUUUAUCUGACCACAUUAGAAUUCUUAAGACCACAAAAUUAGGCGUUAUACUAACUAUGCAGAUAUAAUAAGACAUAAUUAAGUACUAUAUAUCCAACAUGUGCUAACUUGAUCUAGACACACAUGUGGCGGAAAAGGGGUGUGAUAUGUAUAUAUUCAUGAGACGAUACAAUUUAUAGAUAGGUAUCUUUUCU
This is a messenger RNA of Daldinia decipiens, 1582 nucleotides long. RefSeq lists its product as uncharacterized. The record is from RefSeq and is a predicted model, not a curated record. Lineage: Eukaryota; Fungi; Ascomycota; Sordariomycetes; Xylariales; Hypoxylaceae. The coding region runs from base 300 to 1430 and encodes 376 amino acids. The transcript is spliced from 2 exons.